Drosophila guanche is the source of this 1136-nucleotide messenger RNA. RefSeq names its product FAD-linked sulfhydryl oxidase ALR (gene Alr). Bases 52 to 822 code for a protein of 256 amino acids. The transcript has 3 exons. Lineage: Eukaryota; Metazoa; Arthropoda; Insecta; Diptera; Drosophilidae. Gene Ontology annotation, molecular function: flavin adenine dinucleotide binding; flavin-dependent sulfhydryl oxidase activity. Gene Ontology annotation, cellular component: mitochondrion. The record is from RefSeq and is a predicted model, not a curated record.
ACAAAAAACGUUUUCUACAAAAAUGUGCCAUUUUGCAACAAGGUGGCAACCAUGCGAUUGAAUUUUACGACUUUCACAAUAAUUCGGCAAAGUUUCAAGAUUUCAGGCGACCUGCCAGCAGCAUCAUCAUUAUUUGUUCUACGUGAACGUCACUAUUUCCAGUAUACCCAGCAAGAGCUCUUUGAGGACGCAGCCCGUCGGUACGUGCAACGUGCGCAGCGAAGCAUCUUGCGAUUCCUACGAGAUCCCCAUUCAAAAAUAAUGUCGGAUACGGAUCCUUCUUCAUUCCGACGGCAGCAGCCCGAGCAUGGUUUUGCCUCGCACAGACAACAGGCGAAUCCCGAUUCCAAUUGUCGCACUUGCAAUGACUUCAAGUCAUGGUCAAAGCAGCAGCGCAUAAUGUCAAAUGUGCAGAGCUCAAAGGACAAGCACACGACAGCGACAGAGAAGUUGACUGUAAACGCGGCAGAGCUGCCUCGAGAUGAUUGCCCGUUGGACAAAGUCAGCCUGGGCAUCUCCACCUGGGGACUGCUUCACACGAUGGCCGCCUUCUACUCAGAGAAUCCGACUGACAACGAGAAGCGUGACAUGAAAUCCUUCUUUGAAGUACUCUCCCGCCUCUAUCCGUGCGAGUUCUGUGCAAAGGAUUUCCGCACUGAUCUUGCCGUGAACCCAAUCAAUGUGAACUCUCAAAAGGAGCUGUCUUCGUGGCUGUGCAUGUUCCACAAUCGAGUAAAUGACAAGCUCGGGAAGCCCCUCUUCGAUUGCAACAAGGUGAACGAGCGAUGGCGGGAUGGCUGGCUAGAUGGUUCCUGUGAUUAGAUGGAUCCAAUCAUGGGACUUCCUACACCUCAUAAGAGCCGUGACGGAUUUCCAGGCCGUCGUUCCACCCACUCCCUCCUCCCCCACGCAACCAUGUUGAGAAGACUUAACUCGCAUUUUGCUCAACAUGCACACGGUCGCCGCCCCCCCCCAACAUCCAACAUCUAGUCAGUGCUCAGGCAGUACUUCCUCCACUGGCGUGCCAAAUUCCCGCUGAGCCUCUUUGCUAAUAUUUCCUUCUCCCCACGCAAAUGUUUCAGCAAUUAUUGGUGAAUGAGUUAAGAUGUUAAAUUAUAUGUAUCAAACCAACCCAA